GGAUCUAAGCAUGGUUCAUGCUGCGGCUAUGGCUCAGGGGAAAAAGAGACCAGCGGUCCCCCCUCCUGAUGGGGGCUGGGGCUGGAUGAUUGUGGCCGGCUGCUUCUUGGUCACUGUCUGCACACGUGCCGUCACCAGAUGCAUCUCCAUCUUCUUUGUGGAUUUCCAGAUGCACUUUGGAACGGACUAUUCAGGGACAGCCUGGAUCCACAGUCUGGUGGACUGCACCACUAUGCUGUGUGCUCCUCUAGGCAGCUUCAUUGGGAACCGUCUGUCGUGCCGCAUCGCUGUGAUCCUUGGUGGCUUUCUGUCCUCUAUCGGCCUGGUCCUCAGCUCUUUCGCUACCAGCCUGGAGUACCUGUACCUCACCCUGGGGGUCCUCACAGGUAUUGGAUUUGCCCUCUGCUACACCCCUGCCUUAGCCAUGGUGGGCUCAUAUUUCUGUGAGAGGAAAGCCCUGGCGUACGGGAUCGCCAUGUCAGGCAGUGGCAUCGGGACCUUCAUCCUGGCCCCUGCCGUCCAGAUACUCAUAGAGCACUACUCAUGGCGUGGGGCCCUGCUCAUCCUAGGGGGUGUUGUUGCCAACCUGUGUGUUUGUGGGGCAUUACUGCGCCCUAUCACUCUGAAAGAAGAAGAGGAGGCUCAUGGUCCAGUCCCGUUGGACACCGAGUGUGGAUAUGGGGUGAAAGCUCCGGUGGAUAGCAUGUUAGAGGAAUCACUGGCGAUCAACAACAACAACAACAACAGCCACCGCUGCUUCUGCUUCCAGUCCAUGCAGGAGUACUGCUUCCUGCUCAUGCCUGACUUCCUGAUGCUGGCAGUGAGCUUCUUGUUCCUAGCCAGUGGCUGCAGCCUGCCCUUCGUCUACCUGGUUCCAUAUGCACUGGACGUGGGUGUGAGCCACCACCAGGCCGCCUUCCUCAUGUCCAUCCUGGGGGUCAUUGACAUCGUGGGGAACAUCACCUUCGGCUGGCUCGUAGACAGGAGGUGCCUGAAGAAGUAUCGUAAUGUGUGCUACAUGAUAGCAGUGGGCAUGGAGGGGGUGUGCUGCCUCUUCAUCCCUCUCCUGCGGACGUUCGCCCUGCUGGUGCCUUUCUCUGUGUUUUAUGGGUACUUUGAUGGCGCCUACGUUGCCCUCAUACCUGUGGUGACCUCGGACAUUGUGGGGACACAUAACCUCUCCUCCGCCCUAGGGAUAGUCUACUUCCUACAUGCCAUCCCUUACCUGCUCAGCCCUCCAAUAGGAGGCUGGCUGGUUGACACCACAGGCACCUACACGGCCACCUUCUUCCUCAGUGGCUUUGCCCUCAUCUCCAGCUCCCUGGUCAUCAGCACGGUGACGGGGAUACGCCACUGUCGCAGGACCCAAAAGUACAGAAACAAAAAUAAAAACACAGACCCCAAACAGGAGCCUUGCCGAUCAGACUUCUACACAGCCUCAAGUAAAGACGUGAACCCUUCAGUCAACACAGCAAAUUCUUAACAUUGGACACUUUUCUGUAAUUAUGCAUUUGUUUUGUUAGAAUACCAAAGUACAUUGAAGAUUAUGAGAAACGGUCAUCAAUUGGUACACAUAAUCUAGCGUGAUAGUUCAGAAUUGGGAAUGACUUCCCUCAGAUGCUAAAUGGACACUAAAUGGAAGGUAAAUACAGUAAUUCUGCCAUAACCAGAUACAUUUUAGCCAAAAUAUGGACUUUAAAUAAUCUCUCUAUCA
Messenger RNA from Oncorhynchus keta (chum salmon), 1714 nucleotides. Its product is annotated as monocarboxylate transporter 12-B-like. NCBI's taxonomy places the organism in Eukaryota, Metazoa, Chordata, Actinopteri, Salmoniformes, Salmonidae. Gene Ontology annotation, biological process: monocarboxylic acid transport; transmembrane transport. The record is from RefSeq and is a predicted model, not a curated record. The transcript is spliced from 6 exons. Gene Ontology annotation, molecular function: monocarboxylic acid transmembrane transporter activity. Bases 11 to 1483 code for a protein of 490 amino acids.